UGUCCCUUCAAAUUGUCCCUGAAAAUGCAUCGACUCCUCCACAGGAUGAUCAGAUUCAGACUCCUCUCAAAAUAUCCAGAGAAGUCAUGACUUCAUUUGCUGUCUCAAAUGACAAACCUCUCCAAGAGAUCAAGGGCACUUUCAGAAAUGACUGAUAUUGCAUAUAACAACAUUGUUGAUGUCAACAGAGCACACAUUGUUAAAAUAGUUCAAGAGCACUCAGAGAGAUCCAUCACACAAUACUGGCUUUUGUACUCGUGUUUUGGAACACAAGAUUCUUUGCAAAUGUUUCAGAAAAGAACUGAUCAAGAACAUGUGUUUUCAUAUCCAAUUGGAGGUGUAGCUGUACCUUUGCAUAAAGAGGCAAAACCUAAUGCAUGGUCCCCUGAUGAAAGCCUUAUUGGCCAGGCUUUUUGUUUUCUUCCUCUCUCAAUUGAGACAGGUCUUCCAGUUCAUGUCAAUGGGACUUUUGCAGUCACAUCAAAUAGAAAAGGCCUAUGGGAAAAAGGAGUAAAGUCUGAUUGGAACAAAGCUUUACUUAAAGAUGCUGUAACCUCUGCUUACAUCACAACACUGCUUGAGCUGAAGAAAAUGGCCCAAAAUGGACAUAUAGAGAACUAUUCCUUCUAUGCAUUCUGGCCUAACAGGGAUAAAGCAAGCAAAGCAUUUUUACCCCUGGUUGAGUCUUUCUACUCAGCAGUUGCACAGAAUAGCAAUGGUGAAUCUCUGGAUCUUUUCAGCAAUGGAAAUAAUUGGUGUUCUAUGGACAAGGUGAGAUUUCUGAAUCCAAAAAUUGAGAAGAACCAAUCAGUUGGACAAAUUGCCAUGAAGGUGUUCUUGAGCUUGGGAGCUUCAUAUUCCUGUGUUGUUUCUCUCCCAACAUGGGUAAGAGACUGUUUUAAUUUUUGUGGCUUCAAGGAAAUGAUCAAACAGAAAACAAUCGACUGGCCUGAGUUUUACAGCAUUGUGUUUAAGAACUUGAGUGCUGUGGACACACAUAACAGAAAUUUGCUUGUUCUGAAUGCCAUUGACUUAAAUGAUCCUGCUGUUGAUGACCUGCUGAAAAGUUUCCCUUGCAUUCCAACACAGAAAUGUCAGAAGCUUCAAUUUAUCAAGCGACUUGUGAAUCCUUCUGGCAAAGUGGCUUGUUUGUAUGAACUUGAGGAAGGGCGCUUUCUUGAAGGAACUGCAAAUGAUUUCCUCUCACCAAAAAGGAUUCAACGACUUUCCGAUUUGGGAAUGCUGAGUGACCGCCUCCCUUUAGAGGACAUCAUAGAAAGAGCAGGGAAGAUAUCCAGUGUUUGGCAAAAGAAUAAAUCUAAAUGUUGUAAAUGUCUUCAGUGUCUGAUGGAGUCAAUGAAAGACUCCUCAGAAGAUGUGAAUUCUCUGCACUGGCUCACACUGUCUCAAAUACCAUUCCUUCCUGCCUUAGCUCCUUCAGUUCAGCAAAACAAGAACACCACUAUUCUUAAAAAACCCUCUGAAGUGUACAGUGACCAUUGUCACAAUUUAGUAAGCAUGACAGAAUUCACAGUUGGUCUUUCAAACCUUCAAAUACACAGUUAUGAUUCAGUUUUCCAAAAUUGAGAGUACAGACAAAUCCACCAGUUGAGACAGUGCUUCAGCAGCUGUUAAAAGCACACCAACACUGCAGUGCAUUUGAAAAGACUGCUGUCUUCAACAUUGCUCAGUCUUGCUAUGA
Labeo rohita (rohu) is the source of this 1702-nucleotide messenger RNA. Its product is annotated as sacsin-like. Bases 109 to 1587 code for a protein of 492 amino acids. Lineage: Eukaryota; Metazoa; Chordata; Actinopteri; Cypriniformes; Cyprinidae. The record is from RefSeq and is a predicted model, not a curated record. The transcript has a single exon. Gene Ontology annotation, molecular function: Hsp70 protein binding.